GCGCCGCGCUGCGCCUCCCUCCGCGCCUCGCCCGCCCGCUCCCCCUUUCUCUCCCCGGCACUGCAGCAGAGGUUUCACCGCAACGCGAAGCCCACACGGCCCCUCCUCUGGUCUGUCACGCUUGGCGGCUCCUCGGGAGGCUCCCGGCUCCCUCCUGCAGCCUGACGCCGGGAGCAGGAGGCGGAGGCGGCGGCGGCGGCAGCCCGGAACGCCCCGCAGCCCGGCACGACCGACCGACCGACCGACCGACCGAACGCCCCGCAGCCCGGCCGCGCCGCGGCUCUCGCCUCCGCCUGCCCCGCCGGUUGAAUAUUACAGCUUCACAUAUACUUGGGCUUUUUCUACUGAUGUCCAACAUACAACAGAUACUCUGAACAGUAUUCAUCAGAUUCCUCUGCAGCAUAACGGUACUCCUUCUUUAAUACAAGAUGGAGGAAACAUACAAAGAUAGGACUUCACUAAUGAAAGGGGCAAAAGAUAUUGCCAAAGAGGUGAAGAGGCAAGCGGUGAAAAAAGUGAAUAAAGCUGUUGACAAAGCUCAGGAUGGCUACACACAAAGGUCCUACAACCGAUUCCAGGAUGAGGAAGAUGAUGAUGAUUACUAUGUCCAAGGAGGAAAUUAUGGCAUAGAAGUUAAUGAUGAUGAGGGAUCAAGUGAAGCAACUGAAGGGCAUGAUGAAGAUGAUGAAAUUUAUGAAGGGGAGUAUCAGGGAAUCCCCAACAUGGGGCAGGGCAAGGAUGGCAUGGUGGCCUUAGGUCAGCCUAUGCAUGAUGAAUAUAAGGAUCGUCAUGAACUGGAAACGGAGAGGAAAGCUGAUGAAGAAGAGCUAGCACAGCAGUACGAACUGAUAAUACAAGAAUGUGGCCAUGGUCGUUUUCAGUGGGCCCUCUUCUUUGUAUUGGGAAUGGCCCUGAUGGCUGAUGGGGUUGAAGUUUUUGUAGUUGGAUUUGUGUUACCAAGUGCUGAAACAGAUAUGUGUAUACCUAAUUCUGGAUCAGGAUGGCUUGGUAGCAUAGUGUACCUUGGGAUGAUGGUGGGGGCAUUCUUCUGGGGAGGCUUGGCAGACAAGGUGGGAAGGAGACAAUCACUCCUGAUAUGCAUGUCUGUCAAUGGAUUCUUUGCCUUCCUUUCAUCAUUUGUCCAGGGCUAUGGCUUCUUCCUCUUCUGUCGCUUGUUUUCUGGAUUUGGGAUUGGUGGAGCUGUGCCAACAGUCUUCUCUUAUUUUUCGGAAGUGCUUGCUCGUGAGAAACGAGGUGAACACCUGAGUUGGCUUUGUAUGUUUUGGAUGAUUGGCGGCAUCUAUGCUUCUGCAAUGGCUUGGGCAAUAAUUCCUCAUUAUGGAUGGAGUUUCAGCAUGGGCUCCGCCUACCAGUUCCACAGCUGGCGAGUAUUUGUGAUUGUCUGCGCACUGCCCUGUGUCUCUUCCGUGGUAGCCCUCACCUUCAUGCCAGAAAGCCCAAGGUUCUUGCUGGAGAUUGGGAAACAUGAUGAAGCCUGGAUGAUACUCAAGCAAAUUCAUGACACAAACAUGCGAGCUCGUGGUCAGCCUGAGAAAGUCUUCACAGUUAACAGAAUCAAAACUCCGAAGCAGAUAGACGAGCUUAUAGAAAUAGAAAGCGAUACAGGCACUUGGUACAGGAGGUGUUUUGUUAGAAUUCGCACAGAGCUAUACAGUAUUUGGUUGACAUUUAUGAGAUGCUUCAACUACCCAGUGAAGGAUAACACAAUCAAACUUACAGCUGUAUGGUUCACCCUGUCUUUUGGCUACUACGGCUUAUCUGUCUGGUUUCCUGAUGUCAUUAAACAUCUGCAGUCAGACGAGUACGCGUCCCGAGUGAAACAUUUCCGCAAUGAGGAGGUUUCACAUUUUGUCUUCAACUUCACACUGGAAAAUCAGAUUCACAGUAAUGGAGAAUACAUCAAUGACAGGUUUAUUAUGAUGAAGUUUAAAUCAGUAACCUUUGAAGAUUCACUUUUUAAGAACUGUGUGUUUGAAGACAUUACUUCUCUGAACACAUACUUCAGGAACUGUACCUUUGUGAAUACCACCUUCUACAACACAGAUCUUGAGCAAUAUAAAUUUGUUGACAGCGAAUUGAUAAAUUGCACAUUUUUCCACAUCAGGACAGGAUGCCAGAUUUCUUUUGAUGAUGACUACAGUGCCUACUGGAUUUACUUUGUUAAUUUCCUGGGAACUUUGGCAGUGUUACCAGGGAAUAUUGUGUCCGCUCUCCUGAUGGAUAGAAUUGGACGGUUAACGAUGUUAGGUGGUUCCAUGGUUCUCUCUGGCAUCAGUUGUUUUUUCCUGUGGUUUGGGACCAGUGAAUCCAUGAUGAUAGGUAUGCUGUGCCUCUACAACGGUCUCACCAUCUCAGCGUGGAACUCUCUAGAUGUCAUUACUGUGGAGCUGUAUCCUACAGACAGAAGGGCAACAGGCUUUGGCUUUUUGAAUGCACUAUGCAAAGCAGCAGCUGUACUUGGAAACUUAAUAUUUGGUUCUCUUGUUGGUAUCACCAAAGCAAUCCCUAUUCUACUUGCUUCUACUGUUCUAGUAUGUGGAGGUCUGGUAGGACUUCGGCUUCCUGACACAAGAACCCAGGUGUUGAUGUAACUGGAAAAAGCCAUUUACUAUUUAUUUCUUCCUUUGUACAAAUGUCAACUCUCCUGACUGGUGGUGCAAAGGCUUCAGAUUCUCAACUCUUAGUAGAGUGCUCAGAUGUCAGAAAUCAAACUCAAAAGAUAAUUUGGAGUGGCAGAGAUUUAGAAACCUCUGUAUGAAAGUUUGAAAUUCCACUUUUGUUUGCUUGCAUACAUUGCUAUUCAAACCACUUAACUUCAAACUGCAAAGCUACCUCUUAAAACACUUUCGGUGACAUGCCCAGGAAGGUAAAAACCGUACUGAUAAUUAGAUAUUUAAAAUGCAAGCAGUCAUAUUAUAUAAAAAAUAUGUGCUAAAUUUGGCCAUGACAUUGUGAGCUUCUGUAACAGUAUAGGCAUACAAGUCUUAGUCUUACUUGGCAGUAUCGGUUCAGAGAAUAUUAAUGUAUCAGUGCAUGUAGCAUUAAUUAAGAAAAUCCACAGAUCACUUCGGAACUGAGAACACAGUUCUGCAGCUGUACUUAGAUAGCAAAAACUUGUGGCAAUGCCUCUUUCUUGGGAAACCUUUUUAGGCAGAUUCAGUCUAAAGUGAAGAUUACCAACUGCAUCUCAUAUUUGCUGAGGAGAAGGCAACAGCUACUUCAGGGAGAUGAAAAGACCAUAUAGGUAAGCGGCAAAUAGAAUAAUAUAAUAAACAGUUUCAUAAUUUGCUGCUGAUCCUCCAGAAAAAUUUUGUUUUCUUCUCACUUGUGGCAUCUGGAAUAUUUUUACCAUUUUAAAAAAGUGAAUUUGUCUUAAUCCAGGAAUGAAUCAAAGCAAAUAUUUAUGUUGUUGUAAGUAUGAAUAAUGGAAGAAUCAGAUCACUGAACUAUAUGAAAAGUAAGAUGCUUUCAGAAGCUUGUUUGGUAUUUACACUUCUAAUACAUUUUUCUGUAUCAGUGAAUGGUUCUAAAAAUAUAUGACCAUAGAAUGCACCUAGUAAAUUGAGUCAGGUCAUAACUUCAAUAUAGAGUAUAAUGUAAUUAAAACAUCUCAAAAGAUUUUUUUUAUAUAUAUAUAAUAACAAGAAGAAAACAAAUCUAGAAAAUACCUUCAUUUUUUUCAGAGUUUAUACACUUCUUUAUAUAACCAUUUUCUCAGCUGAUAUUUAAUAGUUCUAGAAAUAUCUCACCAUUUAACACUUUCCAAUAUCUCUCUGAAAGUCCAUUAAGAAGGAAGCUAUCACAAGGUGGCAGGGAGAGGUAAUGCUUUUAUUAGACUAAGUGCAAGGAUGGAGAGUAAAUGAUAGUAAAUAUAUUUCUUCUAAGCGAUAUGCUGUGGACUGUUCUGAAUUACAGUAAAGAGUUCCUCACCAGUCCUACUGCUAUGCAAAAUGCUAUGGGAUCUCUUUAAAAUAUUAGCAUUCAAAAUUUAAUACAAAUAAAUUUAUAAAAUUAACAGAUCCUAUGAUGACAGAAACUGUCAUUGAUUUCAGUGGAGCUAAAACAACUUAUAUCAGCUGAUGAACUGUCUGCAGUUUCAAGUUUCGAAGAACAAAUUUAUUAUAAAACAUAAAGAAAUAUUUAUCAGGUUUUUAAAAUUAUUUCUGACAACAUUUAUUAGGUGGUUGAAUCAUUGCCAAAGAAAUCAGGCUCUCAGAAGAGGUCAUUGUGUAGUAAGAUAGAUUUUUUUUUCAUUAGUUUUGGGUAGUAAUAUCUAUCACUGUAUUCUGUGUCAGUCAUCAUCUUAGUGGUAUUGAAAGUGUCAGUAGAAGUCCCCAUAAGAAGAUCAUUAAUUACAUUUAAAGCUUACUGUAAUAAUUUACUGAUUCUAGAAGUUACAUUUUUUGCUUACUAAUAAAUGCUUGUGCUACACAUUGUAGCACCAAAAUGUUAGCCCAAGAUGUGGUUUUCUGCUAUUAAGAAAUUAAGAAAGUAGCUGAGUUAAAAAAGCAUGAGUAUGGAAAACUUGUGGGCAUUUUUUUGAUGUUGAUAAUUUAAAUAUAAUAUAGUAAGAAACAAAGUUUAGGAAGUGUGUUUAUUUUGCAGUAUAAACAUUUAAGAUAUUAUAAAUGAAAUAUUUUAUAUUUAAAUUUGAUUUAAACAUGUCUUUUAAAUUUCUAACCUAUGUUAAAAAGAAAGAAAAAAAAAAAGGAGGAAGAAUUCUUUUUCACCAAGUUCCAGGUGAAGAACAAAAUGCUGGUUUUAGUUUUGCAUCUGUUACUUUUGUUCACUAGUCAUAGUCUUAGUAUUAUGCCAAGGCUGUUUUCUCCAAUGAGAAUUAUAUUUGAGCCCUAUUGCUCUGUGUCAUUCAUUAGUAGCAUGUGCCCUCCUCCUUGUACUUACUGCACAAUUUAUUUUGAAAUCUGAAGCCUCUGUACAUAUUUGGAGUGAACAUCAACAGCAAUGGUAAAAUAUUACAUUGUCUUGUUAUGCACUAUGCACUGUCUGCUUGAAGUAGUAUAUUCUGUCCAUCUCUGUAUGUAAUUUUGAAAAGCAUCCAGAUCCAUCACUUCAUGCCACCUGACCAGUGUGGAGAAAUUGGGCCACAGAAAAAUAAGGUUCAACUUUUGAGAGCUACAGUUCAAGGCUAACGCAUUAAAAUCUCAUUACAUGUAAAAUUACGUUGAUUUCAAUGAUGGUUCUUAUCAUAAAUCCUGAAUAUGUCAUAGGUAUGUAACUAAGUCUGGAUGAAGUGGAAUAUAGCAACAACAGGAAUUAGUAAAGAACAAAAUUCACAACUACAUCGACCUUACAUGGUCCAGAAUUAGAGUGUUCUGAGGUAGGUAAAGGAAAAAAGAAUAGUGGGUAGAAAAGGGGAGAAAAAGUAAAUGGAAGAGAUGAACAAAUUAAAAAAAUCCAUGAACAUUUCCAACAUAUUAAACAGUACUUAAAGCUAGAAUUUCCCUAGCUGGUGAGCCAGUUGGCUCAACAGAUUUGAACUAGUGCACAAGCCAGCGUCAAGCUGUUUGAAUAACCUAUUGUUUGGGCUUGAGCACAGUAAAGAUUUAUUUCACAAAGACAAAAGAAGUUAAUGCAAUUUCAAGUUACAAAUUCUUGGUUAGAUAGGUACAGUCCACAGGCUGGAACAGAAAUACUUAAUCUAUGGAGAUCUGGACACAAAUAAUACAUUAUAAACAAAAGUCAUUUGGCUGGUCUUUAGCGAAUUUGUCUUUUUUUGCAGCUUCCGGAGCAAUCUUAGGUAAUAAAUAAUGGACAGUAGGAAUUACGCUUCCUUUCUAUGUCUAUUCACUUAUAUUUCUCACAAAGAAUAUCCUAGUGACCUGGUUAGAACCCUGAUACACACAGAGAACCAAACUUGGUAACAUUUGUGUAUCAGAGCUAUCAAACAUAUAUAAUCAAAACUGCUUAUUUGUCUGUUUUGGUCACUGAAUUGACUAACCACUAAUUGGAAACUUCUUUCAGUCUAAAUUGAAGUAGGAUAUAAGGUCUAGGGCACUUCUCCUGCAAAGCUGAAAGACUCAUCCCAACCACAGCAAUGACAAAAAGUACAGUGGCCCCUAAAGACCAAGGAAGACCGACAGUAUUUAGAAUGGUAUUAACCAUGACAGUCAACUACUUUCAAAUUUUAAAAAUGUCCACAAGAGAGACCACAUGUUUUCAUUUUUGGCAAAGAAAUUUUAUUUUAAUUAGUUUUACACAUUAAAGGUUUUCUGAUAGUAGAGCUUGACUUAGCAAACUCUUAUUUCUUGAAAGCAUCUUAUUCACUGUGUUUGUACAUUUUAACCAGGUUGGCUAUAUUCAUGCUAGCACCUUGUUGGUUGGAAGCAUGUACUAUAACAUUUGGUAUGCGUUGCGUUGAUUGCUGAUUACGGACUCCUAGCAAUGGAAUCAGGACUAGGUGUUCAUUUUUUCUGGAGUGCUGAAAGGAAUUUCAAAUGAAUUAUAUGUUGGAAAGCCUUCCUCCCCUAUGCAAGUGCCCUUCCAGAGGUGUGUACUACAAAACUUCCACACAGGUGAAAAAGUGUUAGCCCUCCUUCCUCAUGGCUCUUCUGGUCUACUCUUUGUUCAUUAUCUUAGAAAAGUGGCUCAAAGUAAGACUGGUAACUCAAGCUCUGCUCUUUUUCUCUUCAUGUCCUUCCAUUCAUUCCAUCCCACAUUGCUUUUUUCACUACAGGACCAGUCUUAAAUAAAGUCAAAACUUGCUGCUCAUGGUCUCCCUUGCUUCUGGCUUCAUAGUAACAUUCCAUAAGAAGGUUUGCCACAUGUCUUUUUCAAUUUGGCCAUCAUUUUUUAAACCAAGAUGGAAAGUGAGCUCAGAAGUCCUUCAGACAAUUUUACCCAUUUGAGGCAGCCAGACUCCACAUUUCCCUGUGUAUCCAGAAGGCUGAACUAAUACAAGGAGGGGUCUCCUCUCAGAAUGGCCCUUGCUGGACUACUUUUGUUGUAGGUGCAGAUAUGGGUGAAUCUUGUCUGUGUGCCCAGCUCAGCUCCAUUUGUAAGAAAUUCUGUUCUUGUUUUCUUUUUCUGCUACUAUAGUGUGGUAUCUUUGUGUAACUGCUCCUGAGGCACAACUGCUGAUUGGAAUUCUUAGCAAUAUAAUCUAGUCCUUGGCCCCUCUAUGGAAAGCCUCUGUGUGCUGGGCUUUAGCUCUCUUCUCUGUGAGUUUUAAAAUGAUCUUCAUCAGUCAGAGAAAGAUGUUUACAUCGAGUCACACCUCUUUACCUAAACAAGAUGAUAUCAUGCUAAUACAACUUACAAGCCAUGUUUCCUGUUUAAUAACCUGGAAAUGCAAUUGAAAUUUCAAUCACAAUGUUAAAAAAUGAAUCCUUGCACUCAGGGGGUCAAAUACACAAAAAGUGAAAACAGAAAUGCUUCACUUCCUCUGGAGUCUUGAAAGAAAACACAUGUUCAGUUAUAUUCCAGAAGAAAGCAUGUGGGAGAGACUGCUUUUCCUCUGUAUUUCCUGUCUUCUUGUUCAUUAAACUUACUGUUAAAUAUUAGGUAUUUGCCUGAAUUAGUACUUUCCAAUGCUAUUAGUUCAGGAAACACAACAUGAAAAGACAGACUUUUGCCUGUGGUUUGAAGGAAAAACAGGGGUCAGACAGUGAUGUGGAAUUAGCAGAGACAUGUUAGCCAGAAAAUCUGGAACUCAGUUCAGAACCUGAAUUAGAGAGCACUAAUUUAUAAUGCUAUUUGCAGAUCUCCCUCACUUUCACUUACCCUCACUCAAUCUACAACCAGUCUAUAUGCUGAAAUCAGCUUCAUUUGCUUUCUUUUAACAUUAGUUAUUUCAAACAAGUGAUGCAAAGUAUUUUUGGAUCCAUUAUUGUUAUCGGCAUCCUUUAUUUUUUUUACAAUGGUGAAUACCCUACUUCUUCCUGCAAAGGAACGUUCCUUCAAUAUUUACUCCUACUCUAGAUGUGUAAGAGUAAUAUAUAGAACUUCAUCCACAUUCAGGUCCUUUCUUUGAUGCAGUGGCUUAGCAUUUCAAAAACAAGAAAAAGACAAAAUGGGCCUGAUUUAUUCACUUUUAUUAUUUGAUAAUAGGUCGAAUUAUCUCCAAAGAUGAUGACCUGCAAUAUGUAACCAUGUUUCAUAGCCCUUGGAGUACAUUCUGUCCAACUAAAAAUUAAUAAACCAGUAACUUUUGGCAGUGUCCUCCCAUGACAUACACAGAAGAUACACUUACUAGGAUCAAAAUACUUAGGAAAAAAAUGGGGGAAAAUACAGGUGUAAUUGGUUUCUGGGGUAAACAAUCUUCCCUGAUUGACAAAGGUCUAGAAGAUAUUGCUUGCUUCUGACCAGUACACAGUCCAAUAACCAAAGAUUGGAGAUUACUUAACAAUGAAGGUAUUGUAUGAGUAUGACCUGACACAAAAGUAUUGUCCUUUCCACUCAGGGUAUUCAUGAAUAUACAUUUUAAUGACACAUACCUGAGAAGAUUUGUAGAGAUCUUUCCCCUACUCUGUCCAUCAACACUUCUGAGCUGUAGCCAGACACAUCCAUCUGCAAGUGAAAGAGAGAAAUUGCUGGCAGUCUGGCUUUCAUCACUCUCUCCACAGCUAACCACCUAAGAUCAUUAUGCUUGGAUCCUAAGGAUCUGAUUUUUUGCUCAUCUUCCUACUUUCUAAUUUUGGACAUCUACCACCUGCCACUCAGUUUUCACCAGUAGUCCUGACCAAGCAAGUUGAAGUUACUUGCUGCUAAUGGACAGUGCUCAUAACUCAUCACAAGCACAGUACUCGAGUCCAAUGUCCUAUGUGUUCUUCCAGUUUCAUCCAUUGUUUAGAGCUAGAGUUGUCACCUAAUAUUUACCUCUGAUAAUACUGCAUGUUUUCUAAGCUAUAAGACAUGUCUUCUAUCCUCUUACUGUCUGCCUUGGAAAUACAUGUUUGUCUCCCACUGGCCAUAUGGUAAAUGUAAUUUUUGAAUCCCAUGUAAACCUGACUUACCCAGUUAAAAGGUGAUCUUUCAAAAGAAGGGGUUCAGGAAAUACUAAUGAAUUGGAAUCAAAUUAAAUACAAACUAUGAAGAGGAAGAUUUCGAGGCCUAGGGUUCUAUUACCUUUAUUUUUGUCAUCUGUUUUCCUUAAAUCCUAGCCUGCAUCUAUAUAAUACUGUCUAUUGUAAAGAAGAGGUAUUACACAGUUAGAGGUGAAUACACAUACAGACACACGUGUGGGUGAGUAUACACACACUCCCCUCCCUAUAACACAGGUGGAUGUAACACUUACAAACUAUAUUCUCAUAUCAGUCUUGAUGACACUAAGUAUUAUUUUCUGCAUUGUGCAUUAUGCUUUGAACACAAAUAACACCCUGUUCCGCUCCUUAGGCAGAACCCUUUACUUAUUCAUGUGCAAAAUUGUUGGGAUGCUAAGAUUCAUCAUCUUAGCUGGCCAUUAGCUUCCAAUUAUUGGAAGGGAACUUCUGAAAUGAUCUGAGAAAUGAGCUCUGACUUGGACGUAGCCUUCCCCCCAACCUCGCCACCAUAGUGUGCCAAACAGCAAACCAGCACAUUGUGCAAAGGCACUGGUCAUGUUCCAGUGACUAGGAGACCAGCACUCCCAGACACAUAAAAUUCUAAAAUCUAUUAAUUUUGUCUUAUUCAGCCAGAAUUCCUUCAAAUUAUUCCAUGUGGAUCUUAACAUGUUCACUUCUGUGUAAUGUGUGAGAAAAUGUCUGUGUCUUCCUGUAUUGUAUGUUUUUUAUUGUUUCUGCAUACAUAGAUGCUGUAUGUUCUAGUAAUGUGGUUAAACAAUUGUUUGCUGCUGUUCUUAUCAGCAAUCUUUGACCAGCCUGAAACAGAACCAUUGCCAGGGUGUCUUUCAAUUAAUGAUUAACACCCACAAAGAUCUUCUACAGUAAUUACUGCUGUAUAAAGUAAUUGCAGCUAUAAUUUGAGCAAAUCUAGGGUGAAAAUAACAGCAUAUGCACACAGAAGAGUGAGGCUGAGAGAGCUCUUUCAAAAGCUCUGGCAACUGCUACAUUUCUCCUUCCCUCUUCACAGGAUAUUCACUCUUUGCAGUGUGUUUUCUCUUGUGGGGGACAUGCACACAUGCUGAAGAACUAAGAAAACAGCAGAAGAAAGAGAGUAUUCUUUCCACAGGACCUAACAGUGUAUAUUUGCUAUAGGAAAGCCAACUCUCUACUAAGAUUAAAACAAACUAAACAAACAAACUCAAGCAGCUUGCAAUUCUUUUUUCUUUUGUUUGUUUUUUUUUUUUUUUUCAUGUGUUCUAUGACUUGAUAAACUGCAUAUCAGUCUAUACCAAACCUUUGGGAGGAAACUAUGAAAGGGUAACAAUGCCCGCAUCAUAGUACUUUUGGAAAGCAGUGGGUUUUUCCAAAAGGAAGAUGUACUCACUGAGUGGGACUAUGGCAUAUAGUUUCUAACUGUUAUCAUGGAUAGACAGUUUUAAGUAGAAAAUUGCCAUUCAGAUUCAAAGUAGUAGUAGAUAAUAGUACCUUCUAUUUGGAAACUUGUAAACAUAGGUUAAAACCAAUAGUUUAGAAGGAAAAGGAGAAUGGUAAAAUUUGGAGAGCGGCUUACAAAACACAACCUCCCCACAACUCUGACAAGCCUUACAGCUCUUUCCUGUUUCUUCGUGCCACAAAUCCAUUCUGAUACACUGACUGAUUUCAUUAGUGCUUCACUAGUGAAGGUUUUUACUGACAUUUGCAACAAAAAUGAGAGCAAGCAUGAAAUGAGCACUGUAGAAAAGAUAGCUCAUUUAUAAAGAGUUUUAAAAAAAUGCACCAGGUUGCUACCGACUGCAUUUAUUGUCUUCCUGGUGGUUUAGGAUCCUACAAGGUGUUACAUGAAACUGGUAUUGUGUGUGUAAACUGAUCCCUGCUUAAAUCAGUGAAGGAAUUUACAGGAUCAGGAUCUUAGCUUUCUCUUUCAAAACUAUUAAAUACAUUAUUGUCUAUACUGUCAUGCUGGAAUUGUUGUGAGAGCAAUGUAUUAUUUUAGCCCUUAUUUUUAACAUGAAUAAUUUUAGCCUGUUUUUUUUCCCUAUGAACGUAAUGUUUCCCAAACAGUAAAAGGAUUUUUAAUAGCAUCCCAUGCUGCAAGCCUAAUAAAUCAACUGACAGCUUAUUUUAACCAUUUUCUAUAGAGUAUUGUAUUAAAAAUCACAAUUAAAACAUUCCAAAAAAAUGCUACAUUACCCUCAGCUGCAUAACAUCAUGACAACUAAAUUGUAUCUCAUACUUGGCUUCAAAUAUAUGCAAUAAUGUACUAUACAUAAUCAGAUUUUUUUUUUAAGUGGGCAGUCUCCUUUACAGUGUAAUGACAUGCAGAAGCCAGGCAUCAAGGACAAGGUACUGAAAGUAGAACUCUUUGACUUCAUUGUAAUUUAUUGUCAUUGUCAGAUUACUGAUUUUCUUAAAAACUUGUUAGCAUUUUCUAAGGCUGAGCAAGAGAAGGAAAACAUGUAUUCUUUCCUAGUUUCUCGUGAGAUGUACUCUGUUCCCAGUUUCUCCUACUAAACUUCCACUCAAAUUGCCAAUUGCUCUGAGCCAACUGGGAGUACAAUAUUUCAAACUGUCUUUAGAGUACAAAAGUGCAGGUGUGUUAGCGUGCAUAUGUUGUCAAGGAAAUCAUAACCAUUUCUGACAGUCUCCAUUUCUUAAUGCAAGGAAACAUGUACAUAUUGUAUAUACAGUAAUGAGCUACUUUGAAGUCAAAUUCCCAUUUAUACAUGUUUACUUACAGAUCCGCUAAUCUCCAACAAGAUCUUGGCAAUGGUCCUGACCCUUCUGUUUCUUUCUUUCUUUGUUUUCCUUACUGCUGUGUGUGAUCUCCUGUAAAGCAGGUUGCAGUCAUCACUAUUGUAUAUACGUGUUUGCAUGUGUGUGCCUUGAUAAAUUCUCUCUUUUGGAGUUCUGAAUUUUUCAUUUUAAGUCCAGCUGGCACAAUUGUGAACUCAUCUUUCCAGUAUGCUCCUCUGUAUCAGAUUGCCAACUUCCAAAAUGUUUGACCAAGUGUUUUGAUUAAGUACCCUGAGGAAAGCUGUCUGUAUACUUGUGAAAGGGCAUGCUCUGUGUAGGAUGACUGUGUACAGUAUAAAUAUAUAAAGCGUGGAAGUGUUUAUAAAUUUAUCUGCCAAAUAUUUAUCAUCCAUGUAACAAAUGCGAAGUUAUUUAGUGUACAACAGAUUAAUACAGGGGCAUUUUUUUGCUCCACUAUAUUCAAAUAAAGAUUUGUUCUCUGCAAUGAAUAUAUAUCAGGUGUGAUGAUAGCCAGAACAUCAUUUUUCACUACCCACAAAAUACUGAAAACAGAUGUUUUACCUUAAUUAGUUCUUUUACAAAGGCUCUCUAUCUACCUCAUCUUUAGUGCCUGUAACAGAGGUUGAACAUGUAUUAAAAGAAAGCAUGGAACAAGUUAAUAAAGUUAAAGCAAUGUAAAUGACCGUAAAAAAAGACAGAAUAAAAGUUGCUAUGGUUGCAAGAGACAAA
Messenger RNA from Tyto alba (common barn owl), 12503 nucleotides. RefSeq names its product synaptic vesicle glycoprotein 2C (gene SV2C). The record is from RefSeq and is a predicted model, not a curated record. The coding region runs from base 429 to 2612 and encodes 727 amino acids. Gene Ontology annotation, molecular function: transmembrane transporter activity. The transcript has 13 exons. Gene Ontology annotation, biological process: chemical synaptic transmission; transmembrane transport. Gene Ontology annotation, cellular component: membrane. Lineage: Eukaryota; Metazoa; Chordata; Aves; Strigiformes; Tytonidae.